AUGACCUCGCGCAAACUCUUCAGUCGAUUGCGCAAGGCCGCGCCUCGAUCCUCGGAGCAUGCUCACCCUCCCUAUACCAACGGUCACGCUCACUCCGGCUCCCACUUUAGCGACACCACCCACGACGAAAGAGUCUUGCGUCGCACCGACACCAACCACUCCACCUCUGCUCUAUCUUCCGUCUCCACCUCUUCCCGCACGUCCAAGUUCUUCCGUCGUUUCGCAAGAUCCAAACCACCACCCGUCCCGUCACUCCCACCUGCGCUCGUGCUCGAUCUUGAUGCUGGACAUGCGCUUCCACGCACCUCCUCCACCACAACCCGCACUGGUGGCCAAGGAGGGCAACCAACAGCAGCAGCAGCAAUUAUCGCCCAAUCCAACGCAGCCUAUGCCUCGGCCAAACCAGCUCCCCUUCAACGGCGGGAAAUGCUGCAAGCCCUUACGAACGCACAUCUCGAUGUCGCACAAAUGCGUGACCUGGUGCGAAUGUGCGGGUUGCAGAUUCGAGAGCGCGGACUGGAUACACCCGGACUGUUCAGACCUUUUAGAAUAGCAGAGAGCGGGGAAAGCGUUCAACAUAUGCUUCAGCUCUUUCUGCUCUCGCUCGACACCUCGACCUAUAUCGCCGUCUUCCCCAUCCUCCCCGAGAACGCGCUGGAUAGGCUCGAACGAAGCUCCACCCGUCCACAAUCAGCUCAAGACAAAGCAAAGAUAGCCUGCGAAGAGCUCGAUAAAGAACUAAGAUACGCUUCGCCACACGAUAUCGUAUCAGUGCUAAAGUGGGGGUUGCGUCACAUGCGAUUGCAGUGUUCGGACUUCAACUGCAAAUCUUCCGACGAAUGGUACGAUUGCUUUUGCUCGCUUGAGCGUGAAUCACGAUAUCAACCUCGAGCGAUUGCGGAUUUCUUGCAUCCCAAACUACCACAAGCUACAGCAGAGUUGCUCAGCGAAACACUAGACUUGGUGGCAAGCGUAGCUGCGCAUAGCAGUAGCAAUCACAUGUCUGCCUCAGCUCUAUGCAAAAGCCUCGGCUUCUGGUUGCUCGGCAGAAUAGGCGUAGCUCACCCACCGCCCACAUUCGACGAGUUGAAAGAGACCGUGGAUAAGGCAAGUGCGAUGGUGGAACAUCUUUUGCUAGCUCACAUACGUUCUCAGGCCGCAGUGACGUAUGCUAUGCCACUACGCCUUACCGAGCUCGUUCAGAAAUAUCCUCAUAUCAAGCAAGGGUCAAGUACGCCGGGUUUGCCACCCGCAUUCGCAAGUAGACCAGUACCAACCUUGAGGAUAGAUUUGAAAUCGGAGAACAUCCUUGUUUCUCAAGCCAAACCUCGUGUGCCAAGCUCCACCCUGGCCGACGCACUGGAAGCUCAAGCAGCGGAUGGGAUUGAAGGGGAAGAAGGAGAGUUGUGGGGUCAGACCAUGUUGGCGAUGGAUUCCGAUAUCGGAGAGGGAACUGGGAGGGGGUAUGAACUGUUGAUUGACGAACAUGUUAGGAUUUUGCGAAAGGUAGACGAAGCAAUCGCACUCAACACCGAGAAACACUCAGGUCUAAGUGAUGCAGCGACCGCCGCCGCUACCCUAGCUGAAACCAAAGCUAACCGUCGAAGAUCGCAAUCGCUCUCCGACCUGCGCAAUCCUUAUUUGCCCACGCCCGCAAACCGACCUCUCUUCCCUCUACCCGAAUCAGGAACAUCAUCUCCAGCAAAAGGAUCCACACCAAAACGUAAAGCAGUCCCAUUCGCAAACCUCUCUUCCGAAGCUCUCGAAGAAACCCCCGACCAUCCCCCACCCCCUCUCCCUUCCAACCAGGAUUUCUUCAACGGAGGUCUGCAACCGUCGCAAUCCUGGCGUUCAUUCUCAGAAACAGGAUUUGGAAUCAUGUCUACCGCCUCUUCCGACCUCUCUCUUACCCAACUACAUCUCCGCCCCACCCAUCCGUCGCUUCCGACUCGACGCAGUCCGAGAGGGGCACUACACCGUGUUCGAUCGACCACCUCGAACGGAUAUCGUCGUAAAACCGCUUUCCCCCUCCCACCCGCUCAUACCGGGAUCGAGGGUGUAGGAGUGAAGAAGAUCAACACGGUAACAAAAGCAACAAUGGUAGAGAUGGAUACGAGUUUUGCGAUAUUAUGGCAGGACCAGUUAUUGGAUUCUAGUCCAUGUGCCUCUUUCCCUAGUUUGGUGUUUGUUCAAUUGAAUAGCCACACAGCUACCUGUUUGAGGCAGAAAGAAAGAGAACAUAUCUGGUUGCUUAUAGUGGAGAAUGUUGUUCCGCCUCGACCUCCCACUCCACCGAAUUCGGGUGGUGGAAAGGCUGGAAAGGGUGGAAAGGGUGGAUGGGAUGCAGAUUCACAAUGGGCUGAAAGGAGGAGUGUUUUUGGUGCACAAAGCAUCAAGUCUGUUCGAAUGCGACUCAGACGAGUCAGCACUGUCAUCGGAAACGGCGUUAGUGGAAGGAAUAGAAAGCAACAGCAGUUGGAAACGGUAGAGGGUGAGAUAGCAACUGCUACUUGA
Ustilago hordei is the source of this 2514-nucleotide messenger RNA. RefSeq lists its product as uncharacterized. The transcript has a single exon. The record is from RefSeq and is a predicted model, not a curated record. The coding region runs from base 1 to 2514 and encodes 837 amino acids. NCBI's taxonomy places the organism in Eukaryota, Fungi, Basidiomycota, Ustilaginomycetes, Ustilaginales, Ustilaginaceae.